UUCAGAUAAAAUGGAGUUUGCAGAUCAGAGUGAUGGUUUGAAUCAAAUUGAUGAGCUUGUUUCAAAUACUUAUCCCAAAUUUGUAGCCAAUCCUCGUGAUCAUAGAUUAACCACUGAUCUAGCUGAUUUCAGAUCAAUAGCUAAUUCCACUGAAUCCAGAUUAAUUGAUAAUCCUGUAAAUCUCAGAUUAAAUGCAGAUGCAUCUGAUUUCAGAUCAAAUUCUGAUCCAGGUGAUCCCAGAUUAAACAUUGAUCUGUCUGAUCCAAGAUUACCCAAUGAUCCUGCUGAUCUCAGAUUAAUUGCUGAUCCCAGAAUAAACUCGAACCCAGCUGAUCUCAGAUUAACUUCUUAUCCAGAUCAUUCCAGAUUAAUCAAUGACCCAACCGAUUUAAGAGUUACUACUGAUACGGUUAGUUCCAGACCAACCGCACAUCUAGCUUAUCCCAGAUUAAAUACUGCUCAAUCUGAUUUUAGAUCAACUCUUCGCUCGGCUGAUCAUAGAUUGAUCGCUGGGCUAGAUGUACCUACUCCCAGAUUAAUUUCUCAUCCAUCAGAUCCAAGAUCUAACACUGGUCAAGCUGUUUCCAGAUUAACUUCUGAUCAAGCUGAUUCUAUAUUGGUUAGGGAAUCAGCUGAUACUAGAUUAACGAGUAACUCAGCUGAGACCAGAUUAGCGAGUGAUUCAGCUGAUACCAUAUUAACAAGUUAUUCAGCUGAUCCCAGAUUAACCGGUGAUUCAGCUGAUACUAGAUUAACAAGUAUCUCAGCUGAUUCUAGAUUAACGACCGAUUCAGCUGAUACCAGAUUAACGAGUGAGGAAGUUGAUCUCCGUUUGUUGGCUGUUCAAGUUGAUCCCAAAUUUACUGGUGACCCUCAUCCUAGAUUAACCACUGAUCCCGCUGAUAUGGAAUCAGAUCAAAUUUUAUCUAAAACCCAGGAAACCUUGCUUCCUGCGAAUGAUGCGAAGGCUGUAUUGAAUCGAAUCCUGGUGUAUGUACUGAAUAUAAAGAGUGAACUAGAGGAAUAUAUUCAUCAUAUUCAUCAACUAGAACCUUACAACACAGCGGAUAUCAAAGAGGUUCUGCUAGCUGCUACUAUUCAACAUAUUGAAUCCAUGAACUCUGUAUGUCAGCUGUGUGCAACCUUGUUAAGAGAAGGUGUGGACCUAGACCCAUGUUCGGAGGAUACUAAAGCUCAUGUUGAGGAUAUAAAGCUGGAUCUUGAUGAUAUAACAUCAAAGAUGAACAUAUCACAGAAUGCAUUUGACAGGAAGCAAGCUAUUUUUGGAAGUUCUGUUAAGGAAGAGGAAGGUGAUGAAGAUGAUGACGAUGACGACGACGAUGAUGAAGAUGACGAUCAAGGAGACGAAUAUCCCGGUAAGAGAUUUGCUGAAACUUCAAGUGACGCAGAAUAUUUCAAACAGAAAAGGCACUCGAGCUCUGAUGAAAAAAUAUUCCCAUGUGAUAUGUGCGACUUUACAACUAAUGCAAAAUAUACUUUGAGAAAUCACAAAGAAAGCCACCAUGAAGGAAAGCGGUACUACUGCGAUAAAUGUGAUUUCUUUGCGUUGUAUAAAACCAGUCUAAAUAGACAUAUCAAAAAUAGGCAUGAGAACGUGCCUUAUCCAUGCACCAAAUGUAACUUUUCGGCGUUGAACUCUGUGAGAUUGAGAAAGCACAUAAGAAACCAUCAUGGGCCAGGAAAUAAGAAAGAAAUCCAAGAUGGAGAAGAGAAUUUAAAGGAGAAAAGCGAAUUAACAGGAGAUCCAGCUGGCCCCGGAGACAAUGAAGAGGAGAUCAAACCACCAUCUCUGGAAGAAAUUAUUUUUUCAUGUGAUAUGUGCGAGUUUACAACAAAUGCUAGAUAUACUCUUAGAAACCACAAGGAAAGUCACCAUGAAGGAAGACGAUUCUUCUGUGAGAGAUGUGAUUUCUCGGCUCUGUAUAAAACCAGCCUGAAUAGACAUGUAAGAAGAAGGCAUCUAAGCGUACCCUUUCCAUGUACAAAGUGUGAGUUUUCUACUACUACGGGGAUCCGAUUGAGAAAGCACAUGAAAAGCCAUCAUGCUCCGAAGAAGCCUGGGAGAAAAAAAGAUGACCAAGAUAGCAAUGGCGACACACCGUGUGAAAAUGAACCUUCAUUAUUUCUCUGUGAUCAAUGCGAUUUCAAAUCAACGGUCCGCUCAGAGCUCAGAACACAUCUUCGGAAGAAUCACGAAAAAGCCAUGCUGAAAUGUGAUCUGUGUGAAUAUGAAGCAAGAACUGCCUAUCAAAUAAGAGUGCACAGAGAGAGCAAGCACCAAGGAAUUACUCAUAAAUGUGAUGAAUGCGACUACGUCACGGGAAAUAUUUACUCGAUAAAAGGUCACAAGGAAAGGAGGCAUAACACCAACAGAUACUAUUGUCACAAGUGUGAAUAUAGUUCCAAACAUAUGGAAGAUUUGAAAAGACACAUUAAAAACAAACACGAAGGGAAGACGUAUCCCUGUAAGGAAUGUGAUUAUGUUGCAAACCAAGCCCCAGCAUUAAGUAAACACUACAGCAAGGUUCACAGCGGAGACAGUUUCUCAUGCGAUCAGUGUGUGUUUAUGACGUCAUACCAUGCGUCACUAAAGCGUCACAUUGAAGAUGUGCAUUGGGGAAUUCGUUAUCCAUGUAAGAUGUGUGAAACUACAUUUUCCAAUGUACGGAGUAUGCGACGUCACUUUAAAAGUAGACAUACUUAGAGUUUUAUAGUUACUUCCAAACUUUUUUUUUUAGUAGCUGGGCACGCUUUUUUUAAUAUGGUUUGGUUUACUCCGUAUGUUUUUGUUUAAUGAUGUGAGUUAUAUUUUAUAUUGUUUUUAAAUGAUCAUUAUCGAAAAUAUUUAUAAAAAUU
Molecule: messenger RNA, 2877 nt
Organism: Eurytemora carolleeae
Lineage: Eukaryota; Metazoa; Arthropoda; Copepoda; Calanoida; Temoridae
Product: zinc finger and SCAN domain-containing protein 2
Exons: 5
Coding region: 11-2725 (904 amino acids)
Biological process (GO): regulation of gene expression
Cellular component (GO): nucleus
Source: RefSeq, a predicted model, not a curated record